Molecule: messenger RNA, 2770 nt
Organism: Drosophila erecta
Lineage: Eukaryota; Metazoa; Arthropoda; Insecta; Diptera; Drosophilidae
Product: endoplasmic reticulum metallopeptidase 1
Exons: 11
Coding region: 61-2682 (873 amino acids)
Biological process (GO): proteolysis
Molecular function (GO): metalloexopeptidase activity
Source: RefSeq, a predicted model, not a curated record
AGUCAGUCAGUUUGAUUUUAAGGAGAGAAGUUACUUGAGUUGUUUAAGUUGAUCAAAAAAAUGGGUGACAAAGACAAACUGAUUUCUGAUGAGCCCAUCGAAGAUGGCGUUAGUUCGACUUCCUCCAAAAAUAUCAGGAAGCAGGAGCAAAGCCUACGAGGUCCAUGGUACUUAGCCAGUGGUUUUCUGCUGUUUUGGGCGCUGCUGUUCUCGGCUGUGGUAUUGCCACUCUUUUAUAGCAUUCCCAAGGGUUCGACCAUUGAGGAUGUAUCCAAGGGCGUUUUCAUCGCCGAGCGUGCUCAGAACAAUCUUUACAAACUUGCCGAAAUCGGAACCAAAGUGGUGGGCAGUGAUAACAAUGAGAACAAAACGGUCGACUACCUGAUGGGCCUGGUGUCUCAGAUACAGGAGAAUUGCCUGGACGACUACUUCGACAUCGAGGUCGAUCUGCAAGAGGUCUCGGGAUCCUACAUCCAUUGGACCAUGGUCAACAUGUAUCAGGGGGUGCAGAACAUUGUCAUCAAACUGAGUCCCAAGGAUACAACGAGCACCACCUACCUGCUUGUGAACAGUCACUUCGAUUCCAAGCCGACGAGUCCAUCUGCCGGCGAUGCUGGCCAGAUGGUGGUCGCCAUCCUGGAGGUCCUGCAAGUGAUGUGCACCACCAAGCAAACCAUCAGGCAUCCAGUCAUCUUCCUGCUGAACGGAGCCGAGGAAAAUCCCCUGCAAGCCUCGCAUGGCUUCAUUACCCAACACAAGUGGGCUAAAAACUGCAAGGUGGUUCUCAAUUUGGACGCAGCUGGCAAUGGCGGCAGAGAUAUAGUGUUCCAAACUGGACCUAAUAGCCCCUGGCUCGUAGAAACAUACAAAAAUAGUGCACCACACUACAUGGCUACCACAAUGGCCGAGGAAAUCUUUCAAACGGGUAUCCUGCCCUCCGAUACUGACUUUGCCAUCUUUGUAAAGUAUGGAAAUCUUAUUGGUUUGGACACGGCCAAGUUCAUCAACGGUUUCGCCUAUCAUACGAAGUACGAUCAAUUCUCUAACAUUCCCAGAGGUUCCAUACAGAACACGGGCGACAAUUUGCUGGGUCUGGUGCGCUCCAUAGCCAAUUCCACGGAACUGGAUAACACAGCGGCUUAUGCCACAGGACAUGCCAUCUUUUUCGAUGUCCUGGGACUGUACUUCAUAAGCUAUACGGAGAGCAAUGGUGUGAUUCUAAAUUAUUCCGUGUCCGCAGUAGCACUUGUCCUGAUUUUCCUAUCCAUUUGGCGCACUGCAAGCACCUCCGAUGUAUCCAUUGGAUACGUUCUCUGCUGGUUCAUCUUGAUCCUUGUACUGCAGAUCAUCGCCUUUGUACUGGGUCUCGGCCUGCCCGUAGUUGUAGCCUAUGUGUUCGAUAUGUACGGACUAUCCCUCACUUACUUCAGCACUCCGGCCCUGCUGAUCGGCCUCUACAUCUGCCCAAGUCUAUUGGGAUUGAGCUUGCCAUCCUACAUCUACCUGAAGUUGCAACGAAGUGAUAAGGUUGCCUUUGCCCAACAACUGCAACUGGUUCUCAAUGGACACGCUGCAGUGCUGGCCAUCCUGGACGUUGGAUUGACCGUUUAUGGGCUGCGUAGCGCCUAUGUGCCCACCUGGACACUCAUCUUCUACGUAAUUCCCUUGGCCAUUAACCUGCUGACCACUCUGCACGACCGCGGCUUCUCCUGGACUGGUGUGCUCAAGAUAUUCCAGGUCGUUCCGUUCCUGUACAAUAGCUAUUUGAUUUACUGCUUCGUGGUGACUCUGAUACCCAUGAUGGGUCGUUUCGGCAGAGCAACCAACCCGGAUUUGAUUAUAUCGGCUUUGUGUGCCUUGGGAACCGUUUUGUCAUUGGGUUUCGUGAUCCCCCUAGUUAACAUGUUCCGACGCCCCAGCAUGAUCCUGCUCACCUUGUUGGCCAUCAGUGCUGUGACCAUGUACACGGCUUCCUCCACCCAGAUUGGUUUCCCCUUCCGACCAAGGACCAACGUUCAGCGACUGCCCUACCUGCAUGUGCGACGAACCUUCUACGAAUACGAUGGCACGGUUGUGAAGGAUGACUCCGGCUAUCUGUUCAACUUCCAGGAUCGCCGGGGACCAGCGCCCCUAAAGCUCUCCACGUUGAAUAUGACUGGACUGGUCAGCAUUGCUGCGGACUGCGAUACGGUUAUGAUGUGCGGAUAUCCUCUAUAUGAUCACCGAUGGGUGAAGAACCGUAUGCAGAUCAUGUGGCUACCAAGAGAAGAGGAAAUUGUGCCACCCAAUGUGCCGAAACUUGAGCUUGUGGCCAAGACGGAGCUGGAAAACAAUACAGUGCGCUUGGAAUUCCAGGUGAACACUUCAGAUCAUGCCAGUAUUUUCUUGCUGCCAUAUGAAGAUGUUUCCAUUGUGAACUGGAGCCUACCUACGAGUUACAUUGGCCAGCAGUCGACCUCUCACCUUUAUUUCUCAUAUGGCAAGGACAACUCGCCAUUGGCUUUCUUUGUUGAAUUUUAUAAACUGGACAAUGACUUUACAGUACCUUUGUGCCAGGUGGGAGUGUCUGACCAUUUCAUUAACGACAAAGGAGAUGCAAUAAGUCAAGCCUUUGCCCAGAAGAUCCCAUCAUUUGCUGCCCCAGUUGAUUGGCCAGCAUCCUACCAACGUUACAUUUUCUAAGGAACUCGAUCUCGAUUCCGUCAAUAAUUAUAUCGGAUAAAUAUUGUUACCAAUAAUUAUUAACAAUAAAAUGAACUGCUAAGCAUUG